CUCUGGGGUUGAUUGUAAUUAAGCGGGAGAUCGAGAUGCUGGGGAGAGCGGCUGCGUGUCUCAAGAGCUGGUGAAGCGAGUUGAUUAUGUACGAGACAGUGCGGAGACGUCCCAUGCAUGUAAAACCAGCAUAUAAUGAUUCACGUAUUGGAGUAAACCUUGCCUUGUCUCUUCCCGCAAUGUAAUACAUCCCAGGUCAAGAUGGCAUCAGACCAAGAACGGGCAGAGCCCAGGAAGCAGUUCGAGAGCCAGCUUGGCGCUGAGGCGUUCCAUGAGGGCUGGGCGUCUCUGCUGUCGGUCGACCCCCGGUUCUUCUCUGCGAGCCUGUCCUUGGCCUCGGUGCCGCGGCGGAAAUCUCAUCUUUCGCGCAAGAACCAGGAGUUGAUCUCCCUGGCUGUCGACAGCGCUGCAACGCAUCUUUACGCGCCGGGCAUCCGCGCGCACGUAUCAGCCGCGCGGAGGGAAGGUGCUAGCGUGGACGAGAUCCUCGAGGUCAUUGAGCUGUCGAGCACCCUGGGGAUCCAUGCGUGCAACAUCGGGGUGCCGUUGCUGGUCGAGGUGCUGAAGGAGGAAGGGAAAUUCCAGAAGGAGAUCACCCGCCCGUUCGACGAGAAUCAGGAGCGGCUCAAGAAAGAUUUCACCGAGAAGCGGGGCUACUGGCAUGCCUUCUGGGAAGACUUCCUCAGACUGGAUCCCGAGUUCUUCGAGGCCUAUUUGGACUUUUCCAGCGUGCCCUGGACGAAACACCUGGAUGGAAGCGGUUCCGAGGGGAGAGGGGCGCUAGAACCAAAGAUGAAGGAGCUCGUCUACUGUGCCUUUGACGCAGCAUCCACACAUCUGUAUGUCCCCGGUCUGAAACUGCACAUGAGGAACGCGCUGGGCUACGGGGCCACACCUGGAGAGAUACUCGAAGUACUGGAGCUUGCCACGCUUCUGAGCCUACACACGCCUCAUGUGGCAGCGCCCAUCAUUGAGGAGCUGACAUCGACUGCUUGAUUAUUGGUAUCAGUUUGCUGGCUUGGAAGCCG
This is a messenger RNA of Chaetomium strumarium, 1028 nucleotides long. RefSeq names its product AhpD-like protein. Lineage: Eukaryota; Fungi; Ascomycota; Sordariomycetes; Sordariales; Chaetomiaceae. The transcript is spliced from 2 exons. The record is from RefSeq and is a predicted model, not a curated record. Gene Ontology annotation, molecular function: peroxiredoxin activity. Bases 202 to 996 code for a protein of 264 amino acids.